AUGGAUUUCCUAGCUACACAUAACAAGAUUCUAGAGAUACAAAUCACCCGAUUGGCACAAAAUGCUAGCUUUUCUUCUAGGCCUUCGGGCAUGCUACCUGGACAACCCGAGACGAAUCCCAAGGAUCAUGUGAAUGCUAUAUCCCUUAGGAGUGGAAAACAAUAUGAGGGACCUAAGAUGAAGGAAAAUGAUGGGGUAGAUGAUCAUCAUGAGGAAAAGGAAGAAGAAAAAGUUAAGAAAUAUGUGUCUCCCGCUCCUUACAAGCCUCCUCUACCCUUUCCCCAAAGGUUAGCUAAUGCUAAGUUAGAAAAGCGAUUCGGAAAUUUUUUGGAGAUUUUGAAAAAGUUGCACAUCAAUAUCCCGUUCACUGAGGUUAUUUCUCGAAUGCCUUCUUAUGCUAAGUUCUUGAAAGAGAUCUUAUCUAAUAAAAGGAAGUUGGAUGACUAUGCAACUGUGGCCCUCACUGAGGAGUGUAGUGCUAUCAUCCAAAAUAAGUUGUCUCCUAAACUUAAGGUCCAGCAACUUGUAAAUCAUUACUCAGCUGAUCCACUUGAGAAAUGUUUGGUAAGCGACGAUUCAAUAAAUGAUGAAGACCUUGAGGUAGCCACGUAUGCUCAAUCCUUAGAAUCAACAUUAACUGCUCCAUUUCGAAAUGCAAAGCUUGAAAAUUUAAUGUUAGAGCCAAAAAAUUCUACUUGUGAAGAGGAUAAAACACCAAAUGUAGAAUUAAAACCCCUCCCUUCCUCUUUAAGGUAUGAAUUUCUUGGCCCCAACUCUACUUAUCCUGUGAUUGUGAAUGCAUGUCUGAAUGAAAAUAAAACUGAUAAGUUGCUUAAAAUACUUAGGAUGCAUCACAAGGUCAUAGGAUACACCAUGGACGAUAUUAAAGGAAUCAACCAAUUGAUUUGCAUACACAGAAUUCUCUUGAAAGAUGAUCAUAAACCCUCUAUAGAGCACCAACGUAGAUUAAAUCCUAAGAUGAAGGAAGUGGUUAAAAAAGAGGUGCUUAAGCUACUAGAUGCUGGUGUAAUCUAUCAUAUUUCUGAUAGUAAAUGGGUUGAAGGAAGCAUUGAUAACAGCUCCUAUUAUGCAACCGUAGAAGCGAUAGCAUCCCCCACCAACGAUGCUAAAGUAGUUGUGAAACUAUUCAAAAACGUUAUUUUUCCAAGGUUUGGGGUGCCACGGACGAUAAUCAGUGAUGAUGGUUCACACUUCAUAGAAAGAAAAUUCGAAGCUCUUUUAAGAAAGUAUGAGAUCACUCAUAAGGUUGCCACGCCAUACCAUCCUCAAACUAGUGGUCAAGUGGAGGUUUCGAAUCGUGAAAUUAAGAGUAUAUUGGAGAAAACAGUUAAUCGUUCGAGAAAGGACUGGUCUAUGAAACCCCCGGAUGUCUUAUGGGCCUAUCGAACUGCCUACAAAACACCCAUAGACAUGACAUCUUUCAAGUUGGUAUAUAGCAAAUCGUGUCAUCUCCCAGUUGAAUUAGAGCACAAGGCGUAUUGCGCUAUCAAACUGCUCAAUUUUGAUAUGAAGACCGCAGGGGAGAAAAGAAAGCUUCAACUUCAUGAGCUAGAUGAGCAACGAUUAGAUUUCUAUGAGAAUGCUCGCAUUUAUAAAGAAAGGACUAAACGAUGGCACGAUAAGAAUAUCCUUCGAAGAGAGUUUACUCAAGGAGAUAUGGUACCACUUUUCAACUAUCGUUUGAAGCUUUUUUCGGGCAAGCUCAAGUCUAGGUGGUUCGGACCUUUUCAAGUCUGUGAGGUCUUUCCUAGUGGAGUUGUUGAAGUUUGGAGUGAAACAACGGGAUCUUUCAAGGUGAAUAAGCAACGAUUGAAGCACUACAUUGUAGGGGAACAAAACGAGAAAGGAGUCACUUAUACCUUAUUUGAUCCCCCUUCGCCAGAGAAUUGA
Asparagus officinalis (garden asparagus) is the source of this 1911-nucleotide messenger RNA. RefSeq lists its product as uncharacterized. The transcript has 5 exons. The coding region runs from base 1 to 1911 and encodes 636 amino acids. Gene Ontology annotation, biological process: DNA integration. Gene Ontology annotation, molecular function: nucleic acid binding. Lineage: Eukaryota; Viridiplantae; Streptophyta; Magnoliopsida; Asparagales; Asparagaceae. The record is from RefSeq and is a predicted model, not a curated record.